AUGGCUGUUGGCAAGCAAGAUCGCCAGGCGGGCUCCAGGCUCUCCCGGCCUCAAGUUUUCCUCAGUUAUCCUUCCUGGAGCAUGAACCCAGAAGGGCUGAGAGGAGUGAGGGGAGAGGAGAUAGGGGAGGGCGGGGGCUGGAAGGGAGCCAAGUUCACCGACGCCAGCCAACGUUGUCUGGAGAGCGAGCGGGGCAGUCCGUCCGUCAGUCCGGCUGGCUGGCUGGGGCCCGGGGGCGGGUGGGUGCGCGCGGAGCCGCCUUUUCCGCUGGGUGUCACUCUGGGGCGGGAGGGAUGGCCCAUUCAAAAGCACAGGGAGGGGGCAGCGCCACUCGUCUCCAGUGAGCGGCUAGCUCGGAAGGGAGGGAGGGCAGACAGCAGCCGCAGCAGCAGCAGGAGCCGAGCCCAGACAGGACUCCAGGACGCAGCUCCCCGGCGCCCAAGCCGCCCUGCCUGCGUCCUCCUGCUCAGCCUCCUCUACCCUUUCCGCUUGGGCGGCCGCGGGAGCCGCUGUGGGGAGGACGGCGCCCGCCUGCUGCUGCUGCCCCCGGCGCCAGCGGCUGCGAGGCGAGGAGGACGGGGAGGCCAAGGAGCAGGAGAGGCGGCUCGGAGGAGCAGGGGCGGCGGAGGCGGCGGCCACCCCUAUGCCGAGAGGAUGCUGGAGAGCAGCGGCUGCAAAGCACUGAAGGAGGGGGUGCUGGAGAAGCGCAGCGACGGGCUGCUGCAGCUGUGGAAGAAGAAAUGCUGCAUCCUCACCGAGGAGGGGCUGCUGCUCAUCCCCCCCAAGCAGCAGCAGCACCAGCAGCAGCACCACCACCAGCAGCAGCAGCACCAGCAGCAGGCGGCGGCGGCCGAGCAGCCCCAGCCCAGUCCCCCGGCCGCAGUGGCCGCCGGUCUCGAGCCGCCCGCCAAGCUCAAGGAGCUGCAUUUCUCCAACAUGAAGACGGUGGACUGUGUGGAACGCAAGGGCAAGUACAUGUACUUCACCGUGGUCAUGGCCGAGGGGAAAGAGAUCGACUUUCGCUGCCCCCAGGACCAGGGCUGGAACGCCGAGAUCACGCUGCAGAUGGUGCAGUACAAGAAUCGCCAGGCGAUCCUGGCCGUGAAGUCCACCCGGCAGAAACAGCAGCACCUGGUCCAGCAGCAGCAGCAGCAGCAGCAGCAGCACCAGCACCCCCCACGGGACCCGCACCCGCAGCCCCCGCAGCAGCAGCUGCCGCCACCUCAGCAGCCCUGCCACCGCCUCCUCCGCAGCACCUCCAACUCCGCCUGAGAGGGUAGAGGGCAGCUCCCCCCUCACUCCGAGCUGGACCAGGUUGAACUAAAGAACUCUUCGGCAAGAUGGGAAGAUCCCGUUUUGGUUGGCUUCGGUUGAUCGGGAACCUCAAAGAAACAAAUCCCCCGGACCCCAGCCAAGCUUAGGUAUCUUGGACCUCACCUCUGUGGUAACCUGUGACUCGCCCCCCAUCCCAAUUAGUUUUCUGCACGGGCCUCCUCAUGUUGCAGGGAAGAAUUUCGAGUCAUGAAGACUUCGACUAUUAUUUAUGAACCUUGGAGAGGCUCUUCUAGAAUGGCUCCGCUUCUAGGAGAGAUGAUGUACUGUAAUUUUAUUUUAUGUAUUUUAAUUUGCAAUUAUUUAUUAGUUUUUUUAAAUGCUUGUUCUCAGACAUUUCUGAAUGUAGGCCACUUUCCAGAAAUGAAACGUUUUGUCAAAUUCCAUUUGCUAAUAAUAAUAAGCCCCCACCCUUGGAGAAGUGGGAAGGUGAAGGCAAAGGGGACAGGAAGAGACAUUGAGAAUCCAUUUAUUUAUUUCAAGGAGACUUUAAUAAGGAUACUGUUUGUGAUGACUGAUGGAUGGUUUGUCAUGCCAAGUCCACGCGCCUUGACAUUUAAGUUUUUUAUUUGGUUCUCCCCUAGAGCUCUAUUUUGGGUAGAAAUUC
This is a messenger RNA of Gracilinanus agilis (Agile Gracile Mouse Opossum), 1939 nucleotides long. RefSeq names its product pleckstrin homology like domain family A member 1 (gene PHLDA1). Gene Ontology annotation, biological process: positive regulation of apoptotic process. Gene Ontology annotation, molecular function: phosphatidylinositol phosphate binding. Gene Ontology annotation, cellular component: nucleus. The record is from RefSeq and is a predicted model, not a curated record. Lineage: Eukaryota; Metazoa; Chordata; Mammalia; Didelphimorphia; Didelphidae.